AUGUUUUACGGUUUAGUUGAAGUGACUUAUUUCGAUUUAGUCACUGUCGGUUUCACCUUUACCGUCUUGGUGGCAGUGCAAAUUUUAAAUGCCCUGUGGUCCCUAAAGGAAAAAGGUAGCGUCGAUUCGCCGGAUAAUUGCCAGCAGCGAAAAAGUGUUGAUGAAAAUGUGACAAAAUUGUUAAAAAUAAAUGAAAAUGUGACAGAGCUGGGAAAUGGUGAGGCGACAACGCCUCUUAUUUUGCAUAAAAGAUCACCAUCAUCCCCGGUGACAACAACAACUACAGCGGCGGUGACCGUGUCCCAUACCGCCGCCACCACCCUUCCCAAAAAUGGCAAAUUACAAAAACAACAAAGUGAACAAUCUGAAAACCUUUCAUAUUUUUCUUCUACGUCUACAAUAAUAAAUGCAUCUUCAUCGUCUUCGUCCCCAACCAUAUCGUCUGCGACGUCUACAUCUUCAUCGUCAUCAUCACAGACACCGCCAACAUUAUCGAUACGCCAUUCAAUGGGUAAUCUCUUCAAUGGCAAUACCGGAUAUUCAUUGCCAAAUUUUGCCACAGCCAUCACGUCCUGUUACCCCGAUAACUUGAGUGAUGAAUAUCACGAAGAUGAGGAUACCAUAUCGCUGGAAAAUCUCUUACCCUGUGAUCACACCGAAAUUUAUUCAUCACGUAAAAUUAGUUAUAUCAUUGAUGAGCUGCUACAAACUGAAGGCAAUUAUAUCAACAAUCUGAAGAAGGGUCUACAAAAUUAUGGCAACUUGGAUAAAUACGAUAAACUACCCGAUUCCCUACGGGGCGCUGAUAAACAACAACAAUUGUUGGGUAAUAUUAAGGAGAUAUUGGAUUUGCAUGAGAAACAAAUUCUACCGCUGAUGCUGGGUAAUCAACGGGAUUUGAAGACAAUGUUCGAUGAGAUGACAUCAUAUAUCGAUAAAAAUCAAUUUUAUUGUUAUGUGACGUUUACGAUGCAUAAACAGACAUCAAUGCAAUUACGAAAGGAUAAUCGCGAAUGGUUUCAGAACUAUCAAAAUGAAAUCAAUGAUCGGCUGGGCAUUGAUAGUUUUCUGGUACAACCCAUACAAAGACUGACUAGAUAUCCGCUACUACUAUCACAAUUUAUAUCGGAAUUCUAUAAAAGUGGUAUAAAUUGUAAACCAGUAUUGGUUUCAGUGUGUAAAUUGGAGACACGCAUGCGCCGGCUACUUGAAGUAGUGAAUCAAUCCGAAGAAGUUCUCAACAUAGAGGAAUUGCCAUCUGAGCUCACAAUCGGCCACUUUGGUGCCUUCCGCCGCUCCACCGAAUUCGAAGCGUACAGUUGUCGAUCACGCAAAAAGUUCAAAGCCAAAGUAUUCCUUUUCGAUCAGUUUUUACUUUGUGUCGAGAUACGCAAACGUCGCCUUGCCUAUCGCAAUCACUACUCCUGGGGUAGUAUAGAGCUUAAAUUGAAUUCUUCAAAAAGUGUAUCACUCUUAAUGAAAUCUACCCAUGGAGCUGGCUCUAAUGGUGGUAGUCCGACACCAUCCACGGGCAGUAGUAGUAGCGGUAGUGGUAAAAGUUCCCGUGAUAAUUCCAUUAAAGAGGAAUAUGAAUUCUCUGCCCCUGAAGCCAUUUCGGUAACACAAUGGCUACGUUGUGCCCGUAAAAUAUUCGAAAAUGCCCGCAUCGAAGAAUCCCAACGGGGGAAAUUCUCGCUACCAAUGGAUUUGGUAUUGGGUGCCGUUUUUGCCAUUUGGUUAAUUUGGCAUUAUUUGUAUUAA
This is a messenger RNA of Musca vetustissima, 1761 nucleotides long. Its product is annotated as triple functional domain protein-like. Bases 1 to 1761 code for a protein of 586 amino acids. The transcript is spliced from 7 exons. Gene Ontology annotation, molecular function: guanyl-nucleotide exchange factor activity. NCBI's taxonomy places the organism in Eukaryota, Metazoa, Arthropoda, Insecta, Diptera, Muscidae. The record is from RefSeq and is a predicted model, not a curated record. Gene Ontology annotation, biological process: axon guidance. Gene Ontology annotation, cellular component: cytoplasm.